CACUUUAUUGCUGACUUCUCUUACGUCUUUCCUAUUAAUAAUUGUGACGGCACGGGAGCUUUUUAUCGAACGACAUUAUUUGUUAUAAAGAAAUGAAAAGUAUCUUACUCGACCAGCCGACACUAGAAAUGAUUCAGAAGGGGAAUUGUUUAUAUAACAUAGUUCAAGUCCAUGCAUUGCAUUGAUUUUGGCUUCAUUUAAUAAUUCAUUUUCUGAGAGUAAUGUCUUUUCCAUAAAAAUCAGUAAACACAACUUCUGAAUUUGAUAACAUUGGGAAAGAAAAGGGCGUGGCGGACUGGACUCUUUUGAUUUACGAUAAAUCACACUGUGUCUCAAACAUUUUUGACACUAGAAUUAAUUUUCUUUCUUGCAACGUAUUCUUCAAUGUCUAAAAAUGGGCAUAAGUCAGUUGUAUUAUGGCAUAUGAACGGUAGUAUGGCAACUAUCUAUCAAUACAGCGAGGAACAAAAGAAAAGAGUUCCUUUGGAAACCAUAAGUUUUGUCUCCAAAGCUUAUUUGGCUUUCCGUAAAAUAGACGAACUGCGUAUUGUCUCUGCUGCUAUACCCUUCUUGAUUUACUUGUAUUCGCUUCGACUUCAAAGCAACCAGUUGACAAGUCUUCCAAAUGAAAUAUGGAGACUAGAGAACCUUAUAGAACUUAAUCUCGGUCAUAACCAACUUACCUCUCUUCCUAAAGAAGUUGGACUCCUUGUCAAUUUACAAGAGUUAUACGUGCAUAAUAAUCAGAUCAAAAAGAUACCAUCACAACUCGCCAAUUUAAAACAGUUGACAAUACUAGAUUUAACCGAGAAUUUAUUAAGUUUUUUACCGAAUCGAGUGCACAAGUUGAAACUAAAACAAUUAUGGAUUGACAAUAAUCCAUUUGAUGCUGUUCCAACAACAACAACAAAGCAAUCCAUGUCACUGAAGAGUAUUUGCGAACAAACUAUUGGUAGUUUAUGCAUGACUGAUGAUGAAUCAAGAGAAGCAGUGAUUGAAUCCAUUUUGAUGGAUAAGCAAAGACUGAUACCAGAUACGAUUGAACUAGUAGAGAAAUGCGAUUCUUGUUCUUUACCAAUCUUUCAUGAAGGGUUGGAUAUCAUUAAACUAAACAAUGGCGUACCUGUUCUCUUUAAAGCAUGUAGCCAGACCUGUCACAAUAAAAUCUGAUCUAACAUGCGGAAAAACAAAGUAUGGAAUGACGUAGAAAUAAAAGUGAGCUAAAUUUGUUUACUUCUCUUUAAUUUUUUUUUUC
Molecule: messenger RNA, 1255 nt
Organism: Gilbertella persicaria
Lineage: Eukaryota; Fungi; Mucoromycota; Mucoromycetes; Mucorales; Choanephoraceae
Exons: 2
Coding region: 385-1170 (261 amino acids)
Molecular function (GO): protein binding
Source: RefSeq, a predicted model, not a curated record